GAGGGUGCUUUGCAGUUCCACUAUAAAUUGAUAGAGAAGCCCACACCGUAGAAUGGCCGCUACCGCAUCCCCCGUUGUUCUUUCCUUGGUCUCUUCACUCUUCGCUUCUGCAUCCUCUUCUUCUUGUUCCUCUCUCAUUUUCACCAGACUCCGCUCUUCCCCUUCCCUUCCAUUUUCCGUUGCAGUCAAGCCCCUGUGUUUUCGCAGAGGGAAGCUCAUGGCUCACACUCUCGCCCGGGCCACUCUCGGCCUCACUCACCCUUCCAAUGUCGAACCCCCUAAGAUCUCUUUCACCGCCAAAGAGAUCGAUUUGGUGGAAUGGAAAGGAGACAUUCUUGCAGUGGGUGUUACGGAGAAAGACAUGGCUAAAGAUGAGAACUUGAAGUUUGAGAACCCAAUUUUGAAGAAGCUAGAUUCUCAGUUGGGUGGUCUUUUAGCUGAAGCAUCCUCCGAGGAAGAUUUCACAGGAAAAUCUGGACAGUCAACAAUUCUUAGGCUCCCUGGUCUUGGCUCGAAAAGGGUUGGCUUGAUUGGGCUCGGACAGUUGACGCCAUGUUCACCCCCAGCAGCUUAUCGGAGUCUUGGCGAGACUGUUGCAGUGGCAGCCAAGGCGGCUCAAGCAAGUGAUGUUGCCAUUGUGCUUGCUUCUUCUGAGGGGCUUUCUGCUGAAUCAAAGAUUUAUACCGCUUCUGCCAUAGCUUCUGGGGCUGUGCUGGGCAUUCAUGAGGAUAAUAGGUUUAAGUCAGAGUCAAAGAAGCCAGCUCUUAAAUCUGUGGAUAUCAUUGGCCUUGGAACUGGACCUGAUGUACAGAAGAAGCUCAAGUAUGCAGAAGAUGUCUGUUCUGGGGUAAUUUUUGGAAAAGAACUUGUAAAUGCACCUGCCAAUGUGCUUACCCCUGGGGUAUUAGCAGAAGAGGCUUCAAAAAUUGCAUCCGCAUACAGCGAUGUCCUUUCAGCAAAAAUUUUGGAUGCAGAGCAAUGCAAGGAACUGAAAAUGGGUUCCUAUCUUGGAGUUGCUGCUGCUUCUGCAAAUCCCCCUCAUUUCAUCCACUUGUGUUACAAGCCUCUAACUGGACCUGUCAAGGCCAAACUGGGAUUGGUUGGUAAAGGAUUGACUUUUGACAGUGGUGGCUACAACAUCAAGACUGGACCUGGCUGUUCUAUUGAGCUCAUGAAGUUUGAUAUGGGGGGUUCAGCUGCGGUUCUAGGUGCAGCAAAAGCCAUUGGUCAAAUUAAACCUUCUGGAGUGGAGGUGCAUUUCAUUGUUGCAGCUUGUGAGAAUAUGAUAAGCGGAACAGGCAUGAGGCCUGGAGACGUUGUCACAGCUUCAAAUGGAAAGACAAUUGAGGUCAAUAACACAGAUGCAGAGGGCAGACUCACACUUGCAGAUGCUUUGGUAUAUGCUUGUAACCAAGGUGUAGAGAAGAUUGUUGAUCUAGCAACAUUAACUGGGGCCUGUGUAGUUGCUCUUGGGCCCUCAAUUGCAGGUGUCUUUACGCCCAGUGAUGACCUUGCUAAAGAGGUACUAGCAGCUUCAGAAGCAAGUGGGGAGAAACUUUGGAGAAUGCCUAUGGAGGAGAGUUAUUGGGAGUCCAUGAAAUCAGGAGUAGCUGAUAUGGUCAACACUGGUGGCCGUCCAGGUGGUGCUAUCACUGCAGCUCUGUUCUUGAAACAGUUUGUGGAUGAGAAGGUUCAGUGGAUGCAUAUCGACAUGGCCGGUCCAGUUUGGAACGAUAAGAAGCGGGCUGCAACAGGAUUUGGCAUUUCAACUCUGGUGGAAUGGGUUCUGAAGAACUCUUCUUAGUCUGGCUGGAAUUUGCUGUUGAAAAUUCUCAAUUGGGUUGGUGCUGACCCUGCAAUAAAAUAUGUUGGAAAAGAGAAUGGAAAGUGAUGAGCUGAACCAUUGAUCAUCCUCUGUCUUUUACAGAAAACUAUAUAUCUAUUUAUAUUUACUGCCUUUUCUCUUUUAAGUGAAGAAUUUUUUUUGGAAUUUCUGUUGA
Vitis riparia (riverbank grape) is the source of this 2000-nucleotide messenger RNA. RefSeq names its product leucine aminopeptidase 1-like. The record is from RefSeq and is a predicted model, not a curated record. Gene Ontology annotation, molecular function: manganese ion binding; metalloaminopeptidase activity. Gene Ontology annotation, biological process: proteolysis. Lineage: Eukaryota; Viridiplantae; Streptophyta; Magnoliopsida; Vitales; Vitaceae. Gene Ontology annotation, cellular component: cytoplasm. The coding region runs from base 53 to 1804 and encodes 583 amino acids. The transcript has 10 exons.